Molecule: messenger RNA, 1218 nt
Organism: Nestor notabilis (Kea)
Lineage: Eukaryota; Metazoa; Chordata; Aves; Psittaciformes; Psittacidae
Product: RNA polymerase II subunit A C-terminal domain phosphatase-like
Exons: 2
Source: RefSeq, a predicted model, not a curated record
GUGGAUGACAUCUUAGGAGAAGGCAGUGAUGAAAGUGAUAGUGAAAAAAAAAAGCCAGAAAAGAAAGGUGAAAAACCUCAGAUGAGUGCAACAGAGACUCCAGGAAUGAAAACGGAUCAGAGACCUGGAUCAUCAUCGUCAUCAUCAUCAUCAUCAAGUGAAAGAAGCUUAACAUGCAGUGUACCCAGGGGUCACAAGCGCAAGCUGGAAGAAGAUGAUGCUGCCAGUGAAUCCAGUAAAGAAUCCAGCAAUGAAGAUGAGGAAGGAAGCAGUUCUGAAGCAGAUGAAAUGGCAGCAGCACUUGAAGCUGAAUUGAAUGACUUCAUGUGAUAUUCAUGCAGAAGAUGGAAUCUGUAAUUAUAUUUUACUUCUCAUAAACGGAUCGGACUUCAGAUGAGUCUCUUAUGUCAGUACUCAGUGUUUUUCCAAAAUGUGUAUGUAUAUUUUGCAAAGCAACACAAGAGGUGACACAUUAUUUUACAAAAUCAGAAAUAGAUGUUUUUAAGGUGUUUUAUUAAAGGAAAAUAUACUUUUUUAAACAAAAAAAGUAUUAAAUGGGACUUGGUGUGCUAUGCCAAAGACAUGUUAGGAGAUCUGCAGAACCUUCAUAUACAGGACAGUGAAACAAAGAUUCAUGAUUAAACAUACAGCAGCUUUUAAAGCAUAUUGCAGUCUGCAGUUUAUGGUGGGUAAUGGUCUUCACAAAAAAAAAAAAAAAGGAGGAGAAAAAGAAGUGGAAUUCAGCAGGAACCUGAUGAACUGGUCAUCCUUUUCCACAAAUAAAUGCUAUCAAGUAUAAAGGAUUUUUAAAAUAAAAAAAGAACGAUUUAUAUUUGUAUAGAAACAGGUAAUGUGAUAUGCAAGCUUUGUGAACUCUGCACUUGACCCCAUCUGUCAUUUGCUUUGAAGAGAAUACAUAAUGAUCAAAACUCAUGUUUUUAAGUUACUUUGUGGAAUAGUUGGGUUCUUUAGGGACAUCAUUUAGAUUUUUAACUUUUCUUCUCUGUACCCAGGAGUUUAGCACAGCAUACUGCGUGAUCCUGUAUUGCCAUAAAAAACAUAUUCACCCAUUUGUGUUGUCUUGGAAAGAACGAGUGCUACUUCAGUCUAGGUAGGAUUUAAUUUCUUUGACAAGAGUUCUGAUGUAAAGUUUUUGUAUAUUCUAUUUCAUAUUUGACCCACAAAACAGAUUUUCUUUCAUUUAAUAAAAAUUCAUUU